AUGCUCACAAUCCAACUGCUGGCGACAGUUAGCAUCACAGCAGUUCUCCUCCAUCAUGUCUUCUUCAAACGCGUCGAAGUCGACCGGCGUCCCGUGUCCCUGGCAGCCAUCUUUGUAGCAGCGUAUUUCGCCACGGCUGCUGCGCUCUGGCGUGUGCGCGACGACGACGAAGGACUCGUCUGCGUGCUUGCAUGCGCUGGGCUGAUCUGGUCAUGCUUCGUUGUCUCGCUAUGGACGAGCAUGCUGGUUUACCGCGCUUUCUUCCAUCCUCUGCACAAGUUCCCUGGUCCGUUUGGGGCAAAGCUCAGCAAGCUGUGGACGCUGAGGAAGGUCGUCCAGUCCAAGCUGAGAUGGUACCAAGUGCUGGAUGAGCUCCACGAGAAAUACGGCGAUUAUGUGAGGACAGGCCCCAGGGAACUGGUAAUCUUUGAUUCAGCCGCCAUCACGCCCAUCCUGGGCUUUGCUUCCGUGACGAAAAAAGGGCCAUUCUACGACUCGAUGGAGACUUCCGUGAACACGACCCGGGACAGGGAGUUUCACCGCAAGAGGCGCAAGAUCUGGGACAAUGCGUUCAAACAAUCACUCGCGGAUUACGGCCCUCGUAUCGAGGGGUUUACAGACGACCUUCUCGUCCGGAUUGGCAAGAAUCUCGGCAAACCCAUCGUGGUCAAUGAGAUCUGCAUCCACUACAGCUACGACGUGAUGAGCGCCCUGGCGUUUGGGAAUCCGAUGGGCUUCAUCAAGGGCGACUCGAACGAGAUUGCAAAUUCGAUCCUGUCGAAUAUCCAGAGGGGUGUCGAUGCCAUUGGCCUGUUGCUCCAUGUGCCGUGGUUGAUGACGACGUUGACGACGUUUUCGUGGGCGAUCGGGCCCAUGCGUCAGUGGAAUCUGUACUCGCAGGAGCUGGUGAUGCUGAGGAAGGCACGACACAACCGCCACAGCCCUAACAUUCCUCUUCAUCCACCUCGCCCUAUACCCAGAAUGGCUGCAAAGACUGCGCGAGGAAAUCGACCCCUUGCUCGCGACGUCGUCCAGCUUCGACUGCACGCGCUCGUACCCCGUGCUCGACGCCCUCAUCAACGAGUGUAUGCGGCUGCACCCGUCUGUGUUUUUCGGCUCGCAGCGAGAAACGCCUCCGGAGGGGAUGACGAUUGGCGAGGUAUACAUCCCCGGGAAUACGAUUGUGUCGAUACCGUCGUAUCAGAUUGGGAGGGAGAGAGAGAAAUUACUGAUAUGUAUGUUUCAGAUGAACGCAAUUUCGUCCGUGCAAAAGAAUUCCUCCCCGAACGAUGGCUCUCGAAGCCAGAACUGAUUCUUAAUCGCCACGCGCAUAUGCCCUUCCUGACGGGGCCCUACAGCUGUGCAGGCAGGAAUCUUGCUAUGAUGGAGCUGAGGUCUGUGAUUGCGAGGACGGUGCAUGCGUUCGAUAUUGCUUUCCCUGAUGGAACAGCGUUUGAUCCUGAGGAAUACUUCAGUCGUGUCAAGGACCAUUUUGUGGCUGGGGCGCCGGCGCAGGAGCUUCUUUUUACGAGGAGGAGUGAUAGGAUGGCUGAUUGA
Rasamsonia emersonii CBS 393.64 is the source of this 1557-nucleotide messenger RNA. RefSeq names its product Benzoate 4-monooxygenase cytochrome P450. The coding region runs from base 1 to 1557 and encodes 518 amino acids. The transcript is spliced from 5 exons. NCBI's taxonomy places the organism in Eukaryota, Fungi, Ascomycota, Eurotiomycetes, Eurotiales, Trichocomaceae. The record is from RefSeq and is a predicted model, not a curated record. Gene Ontology annotation, molecular function: oxidoreductase activity, acting on paired donors, with incorporation or reduction of molecular oxygen; monooxygenase activity; iron ion binding.